This is a messenger RNA of Sorghum bicolor (sorghum), 3030 nucleotides long. Its product is annotated as type I inositol polyphosphate 5-phosphatase 4. The coding region runs from base 546 to 2312 and encodes 588 amino acids. Gene Ontology annotation, biological process: phosphatidylinositol dephosphorylation. NCBI's taxonomy places the organism in Eukaryota, Viridiplantae, Streptophyta, Magnoliopsida, Poales, Poaceae. Gene Ontology annotation, molecular function: phosphatidylinositol-3,4,5-trisphosphate 5-phosphatase activity; phosphatidylinositol-4,5-bisphosphate 5-phosphatase activity; inositol-polyphosphate 5-phosphatase activity. The record is from RefSeq and is a predicted model, not a curated record. The transcript has 11 exons.
CUAGUCGUACUAGGAGGGAGAGAGACAGUGGGUGGGAGUAGCAUCACUGCAGCUAGUGCCAUUUGGCUGGGCGCCUCCUUUCUCCAGUCCGGUCUGGUCCCUCCCUUUGCUUCAGAGUCCAGCCAUUCCCUCCAGUCCAGUUCAGGCGUUCAGCCAGCCGCCGGCGGCGGGCCAUCUUCCUCCCGCGCGUCCUCCUCCUCCUCCUCCUUCCAGUUCCAUUAACAAAUUGCUUGCCUGCCCAAAACAAGUCUUGCAGGCAGCCUUGUCCCUGCUCUCCCCUACUGGACUCUUUUCCAUCACAUCGCAAUCUCUGUGCACGGAAAGACAAACAGUGCCCUGCUUGUCUCCACCUCUCCUGGCUGCCAACCUUAACAUUAGCCUCACCUGGGCGCUGCCCAUCUCUCGCUCUCGCACUGAGUGAGGACAAGAUGCAGCACACUGCACAGAUGAAGAGCAGGGAGUGAGCGAUAGCCGGCCAUUUGGUUGGAGGUUGGCCUGCAUGACUGCUCUCCCUGACCGGCGGCUGACCCUGACGAAGGGGAACAAUGAGGGAUGGCGGCGGCAACAGCAAGAUGAGCAAGCUGUCAUGGUCCAAGAGCCUGGUGAGGAAGUGGUUCAACAUCAGGGGCAAGUCCCAUGACUUCCAUGCCGAUGCUGCAGCAGUUGGAACUGGGAGUGGGAGGUCAGGUGGAGGGGAUGAUGAUUGGAGGGAUGGCAGCUUCACGAGGAGGGACUCGUACGCCGCCAAGAAGAGCAGAACAGAGCGGGCGUCGCGGAGGAGCCACGAGCGGUCGCGGCGCAGCAAGAUCGACCUCGACGCCGCCGAGGCCACCGUCAUGCUCGACUACAGGAUCUUUGCUGCUACGUGGAAUGUAGGUGGCCGCGCGCCGCCGGGGUCGCUCAGCCUCGACGACUGGCUCCGCACCUCGCCGCCGGCCGACAUCUACGUCCUCGGGUUCCAAGAAAUCGUCCCGUUGAACGCCGGGAACGUCCUCGGCGCCGAGGACAACGGGCCCGCGAGGAAGUGGGUGUCGCUGGUCAGGCGGACGCUCAACAGCCUGCCAGGAAGUGGCGGUAGCGGGAGCCUGCAGACGCCGUCGCCGGCGCCGUACCUGGUGGCGGAGAUGGACGCGGACUUCGAGCGGUCGACGCGAAACGACCCGUCCUUCUUCCACCGGCGGUCGUUCCAGUCUGGGCUCAGCCGGAGCAUGCGGGUGGACGGCGACAUCCUCGCCGGCCCCGGUCCCGCCAGGCUCGAGCGCCGGUACAGCGUCAACGACCGCGUGAUGUACGGUAGCAGGCCCAGCGACUAUGAGGCCAACUGCCGCUGGGGCGGCGGCGGCGGCGGUCAGUCAGACGACGAAGAUGACCAUGUUGGCGGCGGCGAGUCGCCGAUCACGGUGUUCUCUCCGAUGUCGCAUGGAUACGGAAAUGCUCAGCCCAUGGAAGAAUGCAGCGGAUCAGCCCGUGGCCCUGCUAGGUACUGCCUUGUUGCAAGCAAGCAGAUGGUUGGAUUGUUCCUGAUGAUUUGGGCUCGGAAGGAGAUGAAGAAUGACAUUAGAAAUCUGAAGGUGUCCUGUGUUGGGAGGGGAUUAAUGGGCUACCUUGGAAAUAAGGGUUCAAUUUCCAUCAGCAUGGUUUUGCACCAAACAAGUUUCUGCUUUGUCUGCAGUCAUCUGACAUCGGGUCAAAAGGACGGUGACGAGCACCGCAGGAACUCUGAUGUUAUGGAAAUCCUAAGGAAGACCAGAUUCCCUAGAGUUUGUGGACAGUAUGAGAGAUCACCGGAAACUAUCCUGGAGCAUGAUCGGAUAAUCUGGCUUGGGGAUCUCAAUUACCGGAUUGCACUUUCCUACAGAUCAGUGAAAGCGCUUGUGGAGAUGCGUAACUGGAAAGCAUUGCUGGAAAAAGAUCAGCUGACAAGGGAGCAAAGAGGUGGUCGUGUAUUUGCUGGAUGGAAUGAGGGGAGAAUAUACUUCCCACCAACCUAUAAAUACUCCAACAAUUCUGACAAAUACGCAGGAGACGACAUGAACCAGAAGGAGAAGAAGCGAACUCCAGCAUGGUGUGACCGCAUUUUGUGGUAUGGGAGGGGCCUUAGCCAACUCUCAUAUGUUCGUGGAGAGUCUCGUUUCUCGGACCACAGACCUGUCUACAGCAUGUUCAUUGCAGAAGUGGAAUCGAUCAAUCACACCCAAAUUCAGAAGAUGAGUUCUUGGAGCUCCCAGCUGGACAUAGAAGAAUUGCUGCCCUACUCAUAUGGAUACACUGAAAUUGAUCAUUAUGGGUAUACUGACCUCAAUUUCUACUGAAAUGAACAAAGGAACUCACAUGUUGAGCUAGAUGCCUGAACUGAAACGCCUCUAGUUAUUGCGAUUUGCGAUGCCAGUUAUUUGCCAACAAUUGAGGACAGAGUUUGAUACACCGGUGCACUGCAUUAGCUUCUCAUGGUUUUAAAAAGCUUGUUAUGUAGGCAACACUUAGUUUGAGGUCAGAAAGAGAAAACCUUGAACUUCAGCAUUGGAAUUUUCUGAAUGUUCAGAUUGCUACCAAAGAUUUUACAUAUCCAGACAAGGUAUACCCAGUCAAUGUACAAAACCCACAUCUGCGGCGACAUGAGAAAUCUGAUAAGCCACUGGAUGCUCUCUUUUGCAGGUCUCCAUCUAGUGUUAACCAGUAUAGAGAUUGCAAGUAGUUGGAAGAAGGUAGUGGAUGCUUUAUUUGAAUGGCUCUUCAAGGAAACAAGAGAAACAAAAAUGACAUGACAAAUGUCGACUGGAACGCCCAAGUGAUGAUGAGCAGAUAGAUAGCAUAGCACUGGCCGUUCAAUCUGAAGGCCAGGACAAUUUGCGAACAUUUUUUUUUCCUACUUCCCUCUCUACAUGUGUACACUCCAGCCAUAUUAUUCGGCUAAUAUUCGAGUGGCACAAUACAAUACUAGAUACAGUAGUUUUUGGUUGUGUUUGCAGAGCAGUAAAAUUAAGAUGGGUCAUGAAUGCCCGUUAUUAUAUCCUCAAAUCAUUUCGUUUC